Musca domestica (house fly) is the source of this 2192-nucleotide messenger RNA. RefSeq names its product putative mediator of RNA polymerase II transcription subunit 26. The record is from RefSeq and is a predicted model, not a curated record. The transcript has 3 exons. NCBI's taxonomy places the organism in Eukaryota, Metazoa, Arthropoda, Insecta, Diptera, Muscidae. The coding region runs from base 986 to 2059 and encodes 357 amino acids.
UUUUCAAAGUGACAAGACGGUGCGAGGCACGCCGCGAAUUUACAGCGGCUUUACAAAGAAAACAAAUUAGAAAAAUACACAUAAAACCAACAAGAAAAAAAAAAAAACAAACAACAGCGAAACUCAGAUAAAGACUUAGAAAUGAGACAAUUUGUUUUAUUUUUAACAAAUUACCAAACGGUUUGUGUGUGAAUGGACAAGCGUAAACGUGUUUCUUAAUUAAAAUUGAAGGUGUUCUGCUUACCGCAAGCAAGCUGCUAUUCUACUUUGACGUGUAGUAAAUAUAUAUUGUUAAUUGACAAAAAAAAAAAAAAAAAACAAAGCCGCGCAACGUUGACAGCAACAACAAUAAUUAAUUCAACGGUUCUUUUUUGGUUGUGUGUUGUUGUUGGUGUUUUUACAAAGAAGGGAAGGAGGAGACAUCAAUGAAUUUUUUGCUGCUGCUGCAAUAAUUCCUUGUGUGCUCUGCUAGCAGAAAAAAGCCGUAAUUGCAAAAAUAAACAGAGGACCAGAUGCGGUGAAGGGGUACUGUUUUGCCGGUCAUUGAUUGAAAGAAUGAAACAAAUUAACAAUACUUUUUACAUAUAACACAAAGACCCCUAGGCUUUGCGUCCAUUGCGCUGCUUGUUUGUAAAUGAUUUCGGCAAAAAUUUCCAUAACACACAUUUAUAUUUCUUUUUCGACGCUAAGGCGUUUAGUUCAAAAACAGAUCUCGUUGAAAUAACAACAAGAAACAUUUAAACAAAAUUUGAAAAAAAAAAACGUAACUUGUGAAUUCAAAAAAGUACAGUACAAAACAAACACACGACAAAGCAAACAAGUCGCGGCACGACAAUAAGAGAGUGACAAUAGUUGACAGUUGAAAGGCAGUAACAGCAGAGCAACACCACAAAAAGUUGUUUACAUUUGUUUGGUGUUAAUAAGAAGAAAAAACUGAAGGAUAACUUAAAUAAACAGCAAAACUUAACACAAAACAACAACAAACAUGGUUUUAACAAAUCUCGAAUUUUGGGCUGCAGAUGGUUCCUCAUCAUUACCCGCCACAGCCUUGGAGUUUGAUACCAGUGCCCAUAUGCACCAACGUCACAAUAAUCCUUUUGAUCCACGUGUUGUUCCUCAUGUGCCCACCAGAAAUAUGACACAUCUUUCCUCGAAUGGUUACUAUGGCUUUUCCUAUAUUAAUGCCGCACAUGAUGUGGAAUUGAACAACAACAAUAAUAAUAACAUAGAUAUAACCAACAACAACAAUACAUCAGCACACGAUUUUAUGGUAAAUGAUGUCAAUAACAUUGGAACGACGUUGGCAGCGACGAUGACGCCACAUCAGCAACAGCAGCAACAACAGAAUUUGUUUGCCAAUUUUAUUGGCAACAACAAUAAUACUGUAAAUAAAUUGCCUGUCAAUCACCACCACAACACCACCUCACGUUGUAAAAAACGUUUCUUUGUAUUCAAUGGAAAUGAUGCUGACGAUGAUGACAUCGGAGGUUUUGGUGGUGGCGGCGGCGGUGUCGCUGGCAGCGGUUCUUACUGUACAAAUGCCCCCGCCAAACGUUGCCGCUUUGAUGAUGACUACGCUGCUCAAUAUUGUAAUGAUUUCUUUUCCUCAUUGCCUGCCACAACGCCACAAAUUGGCACACAAUCAUGUCUGAUGGAUACCGAAGAAGUUACAGUUCAGCAACAAACAGUGGCAGAGCAACAGCAGCAGCAACAAUUACAAAAUCAACAGCAGCAACAACAACACCAAGUGGAUGAGGCAAUGUAUGAAAACAACAAUAACAACAUAUACAACUUUAAUAACAAUAACAACAAUGUUGAGAAAUAUGAACAAAGCAUUUUACAUCUGCAAUUACAACAUCAGCAACAACAACAACAACAACAAUCUCAAAUGCCAACACAGCAACCUCCCACACUACAACAACAACAAACACAACAGCAACAGCCACCAACACAAGAGCAGCAGCAGCAGCCGCAGCAACCUCAUCAAUAUCACCACCAUCAUCAUCAGCAACAACACUAUCAAGGUCACUUGCAUCGUGCUAAUCGAGACACGGCAUGAUCAUUAUUACCCAAAAAUUAUGCCAACAAGAAAAACAACAACAACACGACCAUUACAUUGAUAGAUUUAUUUAUUCUCAAAACCGAAAACUUUCCAAGAACACAACAGACCAUAGAAGCAUUACCCCGAAUAA